AUGAGUAGUAAUUCUCGCAACUUCCAUAACACAAACGAGGACAGAAACUUGAAUCGCGAUGACCAAACAAUGCAAGAAGAUGAAGAGAUCAAACGUAUGGUUGAAGGGCUGGGGAAAAGUAGCUAUAGAAAAAGAUACGAACAACAGUACGAGGAUGCUAUCGUUGAAUGCCUAAAAAAGGAGAAUUUGUCGGCUAUAAGUGGCAUAAUAAACCAGAAAUUUGCUACUUUGAAUAACCACUAUUCAUAUAUUAAAGAUUACCUGGAAAGAUUAGUAUAUAUGUAUGCUGAUCUUACAGAUAGAGAGACUGCGAUAAAUUCUUUAAGACGUUUCUAUGAAGGAGAACACAAAGAACCAAAUUUGUGGACGGACUACGUAUUCAUUAUUGUAUUCAUGGGUUUCUUUUUUGGUUGUCAACUUGGGUUUUUAACGCUAUUGAACUCACGAGAAGAAGAAGAAGAAGAAGCUGCAUUGAUCUAUCCUUCAUACUUUUCAUUCAUAUUUGUUAAUAUGAUAAUAUUUCCUGAUUACAAGACAGCCAUCAAAAACCAGGUAAUAUCGGAGAAUAAGUUGCUUUCACUUAUGUCUUGGAUAGUAUGCUCCAUGAAAGUUUUCCUUUCAUUUUUUCUAUUGCCCUUGGUGGAAUAUAUUUUCUACAUUAUCUCACAACAGCGAGAACGAUUAUAUAAUAUUGUUAACAUCCUUCUAACCUUCGUCAUAAACUUAGGUAUCUCUUCAUAUCAAUGUUUCAUGUCUUUCAUCCAAAUCCUCAUUGUAACUGUUAAAGGGUUUCAUUAA
Messenger RNA from Naumovozyma dairenensis CBS 421, 798 nucleotides. RefSeq lists its product as uncharacterized. Bases 1 to 798 code for a protein of 265 amino acids. The transcript has a single exon. Lineage: Eukaryota; Fungi; Ascomycota; Saccharomycetes; Saccharomycetales; Saccharomycetaceae. The record is from RefSeq and is a predicted model, not a curated record.